AUGGCGUGUGUAUGGAGGUUAAACCUCACAUUAAUUGCUUCCAUUUUUAGCGUGUGUACCCUGGAGAAAAUAUCUGGACAAAUUAGUUACCCUAUUCCCGAGGAAAUGGAAGAAGGUUCGUUUGUAGGGAAUAUCGCUGAAGAUUUGGGAGUGAAUGUACGGCAAUUUGCAGCUCGUAAUGAUGGAGGACGUUAUAUGAAGGUCAGUGUGGAUGAUGGAGUUUUGUCCAUUCGCGAAAGAAUCGACCGGGAACGUCUUUGUGGACAAACAGAUAGGUGUACGAUGCCCUUUGAAAUAAUACUGGCAAAUCCGUUGGAGGUGAUUCACGGGGAGCUGGUGAUUAUUGAUGUGAAUGACAAUUCACCCACUUUCCGGGAGAGGAGUAUUCCGUUGCAGAUAUCCGAAGCUAUUCCUGCUGGAGUGAGCUUCCGUCUCGAGAGGGCGGUAGACCCCGAUAAUGGGAUAAAUAGUGUCGUCGACUACGCAAUCAGUUCGAGUGAGUACUUUAGUCUAAAAUCGCGGAGAACCGAGGGGGGUAUUGUAAUUGCCGAAUUGCUGUUAGAGAAAUCUUUAGACCGGGAACUGCAGUCAUCUUUUCAGCUUGUGCUUACGGCUAUGGACGGUGGGACCCCUCAGAGAUCCGGAACAGCUCACAUUUUCAUUAAUGUAGUGGAUAUCAAUGAUAAUCCACCAGUAUUCGAGCAUGAUGUUUACCGGUGUAGCAUAAAGGAAAAUACACCCCGAGGUACAUUAGUAAUAAAAGUUAAAGCAAAUGAUUUGGAUGAGGGGCUGAAUGCAGAGCUGACAUAUUUCUUCAGUGGACAUACUUCAGAAAUAAUCCAUGGAGUGUUCAGUUUGAUCCCAGAAACUGGAGAGAUUGUAAUUGAAGGGCCAACAGAUUUUGAAGAAACAAACAGCUAUUCACUUGAUAUCCAAGCUGUUGAUCACGGGUCUCCUGCGAUUACAGGACACUCCAGUGUGCAGAUUAAAGUUAUUGACGUGAAUGACAACGCACCCGAAAUAAAAGUGACGUCACUGACUAACCAAAUUCCGGAAAAUGCUCCUCCCGGAACUUUCAUAACACUGAUUAAUGUUAUCGAUCGUGAUUCUGGAGAAAACGGUCAAGUGCGCUGCGAGAUACAAAAGAACCUACCUUUUAUGCUGCAAGCAUCCUCAAAUCAUUAUGAGAUAGUUAUACAGAAAAGAUUGGACCGUGAAAUGGUGUCUGAGUAUGCAAUACCUGUUUUAGCUUGGGAUAUGGGUUCACCUUCACAGUCAACAAACACAACCAUCCAUAUUGCAGUUACCGAUGUAAACGAUAACGCCCCUCGUUUUUCUGAACUAUCCUACAACAUGUAUGUGGCUGAAAAUAAUGAUCCUGGAACACCCAUUUUCACAGUGUCUGCGUCCGAUCCUGAUCUCGGGCAGAAUUCAUCUGUUUAUUAUUCCAUUCUGGACGAUCACUUCCAAAAUCUACCAGUGUCCACAUACCUCACCGUUGACUCCAUGAAUGGCACCAUUUACGCCUUGCGCUCGUUUGACUAUGAGGAAUUCAGAACAUUUGAGAUCCACGUUCAAGCCCGUGACGCCGGAGCUCCCUCACUGAGCAGCAGCGCUACAGUGAAUGUGAUCAUUCUGGAUCAAAACGACAACGCUCCGGUAAUCAAUUCACCUUCAGCACAGAGUGGUUCAGCAGCCGCGGAGGUCGUUCCUCAGUCAGCGGGUCAGGGUUAUUUCGUCACCAAAAUUAUGGCUACAGAUGCAGAUUCCGGUCAGAACGCCAGGCUCUUUUACCAAAUGGUGAAAGCUACUGAUCCAAAUUUGUUUAUGAUUGAUCAAACGUCCGGGGAAAUCAGAACAACGCGCAAAAUAUUGGAGGCUGAUCUUACCACACAGACUUUGCUCAUCUUGGUGAAAGACAAUGGGCUGCCAAAGCUAUCCAGUACGGUUACGGUUCACAUCGCAAUUUUGCAGAACAGUACCGAAACUCUCCCCGAAAGCAGUAAUUCAGUGAACACUUCCGAAUAUUUAUCUGAUCUCAAUCUUUAUUUAUUGGCUAUUUUCAGUUGUACUUCCAUUGUCUUUCUUCUGAUUAUUAUUGUGUUGAUCGGGAUCAAGUGUAAACAGGAGAGAAAUAACCCCCAGGAGUGUAUUUCGCCCAGUUAUUGUUACAAACGUGGAGGUAUGCAGGACACGUGCAAUGAAAGAUCUGUAAUGGAAGAAACUUUACGCUAUCCCGGUACUGAUCAGUUAGUCCGUAUGCCAGGACUGCCUCAGUACUCCGUCUGUCUGUCUCCAGAAUCAGCGAAAAGCGACUUCCUUUUCUUGAAGCCAUGCGGCCCUCCCAGCUCUCAGACUCAAUCCUAAAUUACAAAUGGGUAAGGUCAACAUGCCCAAGCCUAAUGUGAUUUUUUUUUUGUUUAUAUCCUGCGUUCGUCAAGAGUGGAGUAUAGAACUUCAGAAAAUAUUCCUGUUGUGAAAUUCCGUUUGCAUCCUUUUGAAGAGGAAUAUAUUUGUUAUGGUUGUUAAAAUUAAAAUAUCCAGCACCUGAGGGUGGUAUCU
This is a messenger RNA of Hypanus sabinus (Atlantic stingray), 2562 nucleotides long. Its product is annotated as protocadherin gamma-B1-like. Lineage: Eukaryota; Metazoa; Chordata; Chondrichthyes; Myliobatiformes; Dasyatidae. Gene Ontology annotation, molecular function: calcium ion binding. Gene Ontology annotation, biological process: homophilic cell-cell adhesion. The record is from RefSeq and is a predicted model, not a curated record. Gene Ontology annotation, cellular component: plasma membrane.